AUGGAUGGCCCAGACUUCAUUUGUACGUGUGACCCCACAUGGACGGGAACCUAUUGCGACUCACGGGUUGACUGGUGUUUAAGUAGCCCAUGCAAAUACGGGAAAUGCGUCAAUUACGCAGGUUCCCAUGGGUGUAUGUGUGAUUCUGGCUUUACUGGUAAACUCUGCGAGAAUGCUCAAGACCCAUGUGCUCUUCAUCCGUGUGUAAAUGGAGACUGUAUCUCGAGUAAUGAUACAUUUCGCUGUGUCUGUAGCGAAGGGUACACAGGUGAUCGCUGUGAAACUGUAGUCGACAUGUGCAUAUCCGCACCGUGCCAUAAUGGAACGUGUAUCAACUACGGCUCUUCUUAUAUCUGUGAUUGCUUUAACAGCUACACUGGUCAUUUAUGCGAAACACUGAUUGACGCCUGUCACUCAAACCCCUGUAAUGACGGGACAUGUAUUCAACAGACUGGAUCAUUUUAUUGUGAAUGUCUCGCGGGGUACACAGGGCAAUCGUGUGAUACGAUGAUUGACGCCUGUCAAUCAAACCCAUGUAAUGACGGGACAUGUAUUCAACAGACUGGAUCAUUUUAUUGUGAAUGUCUCACGGGGUACACAGGGCAAUCGUGUGAUACGAUGAUUGACGCCUGUCAAUCAAACCCUUGCGUCCAUGGCACAUGUAUUCCUGACGGCUCCUCGUUCCGGUGCUCUUGUGAUGCUAAACAUGUCGGCGAAAAAUGUAACAUCGUGGUCAACGUUUGCCUGUCAAAUCCUUGUGCCCAUGGUAUAUGCAUUCCAGAUGCCUCAUCGUACAGUUGCAUGUGUGAAUUCAUGUAUUCUGGUAAAAAUUGCGACAUCAUUGUCGAUCCUUGUAGCGCUAAUCCAUGUGGGAAUCACGGAAUGUGUGUCCCACGUGACUCCACCUAUUAUUGCGCCUGCGAUGUAGGUUUUACGGGUGAUCGUUGCGAGGCGGAUAUCGAUGAGUGCGGUGCCUCUACGCCCUGCUUCCCUGGAGUCCUCUGCUCCAAUGUCCUGGGUGGCUUCCGGUGUGCCGAGUGCCCGUUUGGUUUUAUGGGAAAUGGCACUCACUGCUCUAGAGCUCAUCGUGCACCAAUUGAAGAGAGCAAAACGCAUUGACCAUGUGCACACGGGCUACUAGCACAAGGAUCAACCCUGAUGUCGCAUUUUGUACCAGUAAACCCUUUAUGACAAAUGCACUCAAACGAGGAGUCGUCACGC
This is a messenger RNA of Nematostella vectensis (starlet sea anemone), 1221 nucleotides long. Its product is annotated as fibropellin-1. The coding region runs from base 1 to 1119 and encodes 372 amino acids. Lineage: Eukaryota; Metazoa; Cnidaria; Anthozoa; Actiniaria; Edwardsiidae. The transcript is spliced from 2 exons. Gene Ontology annotation, molecular function: calcium ion binding. Gene Ontology annotation, cellular component: protein-containing complex; plasma membrane. Gene Ontology annotation, biological process: heterophilic cell-cell adhesion; establishment or maintenance of epithelial cell apical/basal polarity. The record is from RefSeq and is a predicted model, not a curated record.